AGGAAACAGCAGGGCCAGAGGCAGCACCAGGCCUCAGGGCAGGGGCUGGGGCUGGGUUGCAGUCGGGCCUCCUUUCUCCCAGGUCAGGCCUUCCGGUGACCUUGAACUGUCUCUUCCCCACCCCCUGCCCUGAGCAGCCCGUGGUGCCAGCUCAGCCCCCAGCCCUGCCCAGUUCGAGGUCUGCAGAGUCUGGGCAGGGCCGGGCAGGCGCCGAGCCGUCUGUGGGAAGCACUCCCAGGAAACGGGCCUCCCGCCACCUGGCUCCCAGCACCCCAUUCCCCCCAGGCCUAGGCAGGGCCUGGGUUAGGAAUAGCGGCCAGGGAGCCGGCUUCCUCGCUAGGAGACCCCGGACACCUGCUUUCCCCUCUCACAGUCUCAACUUUGCAUCUGUAAAAUGGGAUAGCAGCAGGCAGCAACCUCAUUUGGUUGCGAGGGUGACUGAGCGAAGCCUCAAGUUCUGCCCAGCGGUCGUUGUUGCUGCUUCCCCAUUAUUGCAGCCGCCCCCAGCUUCACUUUCCAGCUCCUUCUCUCUCGGCCCAGCAAGUGUCCUGGCCGGCCUUCCUGCCCCGGGGAGAGCUGUGGGCCCUGGGCAGAGAGAGGGGCAGGAGGGCAGUGGGGACCAGAGGCAGGGGGGGCCCUGCCAAAGCUGGACCCUAGCCCCACUCCCCACCCCAGGCCAGAGCUACGACAUGCAAGAGGCCGCCCUGAGCCUGCUCGUCUUCCUGGCAGAUAAAGACAGUCCUUUCUACUACGACUGGCACAGCCUCCAGGUCGGAGGGCUCAUCUGUGCAGUGAUCCUGUGUGCCCUCGGAAUCAUCGUGCUCAUGAGUGGCAAAUGCAAAUGCAAGUUCAGGCAGAAGCCCAGUCACCGACCUGGGGAAGCUCCAGCUCUCAUCACUCCAGGCUCUGCCCAGACCUGCUGAGGACGGACCAGCCAAGAGCGCAUAGAGGCUCUUUCUCUUUCCCUGGGUCCUGGCCUUGCGCUGAUUGGGGUCUUGAACUGCAGGAUGGGGUUCUCCCUCUUCUCCUCAGACUACCUUGCCGGGGCCUCAUCUUUGUUCAAUUUUUAAUAUAAAAUGAUUUUGCCUCGUGCCCAAA
Choloepus didactylus (southern two-toed sloth) is the source of this 1098-nucleotide messenger RNA. It is a transcript of the gene FXYD3, whose product is annotated as FXYD domain containing ion transport regulator 3. Gene Ontology annotation, biological process: regulation of sodium ion transmembrane transporter activity. The transcript is spliced from 6 exons. NCBI's taxonomy places the organism in Eukaryota, Metazoa, Chordata, Mammalia, Pilosa, Megalonychidae. The coding region runs from base 690 to 923 and encodes 77 amino acids. Gene Ontology annotation, cellular component: membrane. The record is from RefSeq and is a predicted model, not a curated record. Gene Ontology annotation, molecular function: sodium channel regulator activity.